AGUAGCGUCAGGAAUCUCUUCCUGGUCGAUGUGGACAGAAAGAAGAGAUGUAGGGUGAGGUCUGUUGUUGUAGUUGAGCUAAUGAUGGGGAGAAUUAGUAAAGAUAUGUCAGGAAAGUCACAUGAUUCAUUGAGGAUUACGUUUAGCGGCUUAUAAAGCCCACUUUCGCUAUGCUCGAACAGAUGGUGCCGUGGUGCAUCCUUCAUGAGCACACUAUGGACUGUUAGCCGCUAACGCUACAUACCAGUGCACCUGUGACCGGCUUCUUUGUGUCAUUCAAGUCGGCGGCUGUUUUUCUCAUUGUCUGUUUGGUAACUCAGCUUGUUAAGGUAAACAUUAGGCUUUUUUUGUACUCACUACAUCCAGGGCGGAAAGCCUCGGUCACUGGCGUCCGACGUGCUGUGCCUGCUUGACGAAGAAGUCUCCGUCCAGAAAUGUAUGAUAUUAACCUCGUUUGCGUCUCGCUGGAUGCUCAUAGACUCGCAUAGUCCGUAAAUAGUUCGUAAACUAAGAAAUGGCGUCAUCCAAAGCAAAGGUCGGAGUCAACAGUGAGACCAACUCCCUGAAAGAAAGUAAGAGCUGCGCUAGCAGCUCAACUGAAGAAGCCUCAGCAAAUACCCGCAUGUACUGCCUUGAUGACCUGGAGACUAUCGCCACAGUCGGCACAGGGACUUUUGGCAGAGUCUUCCUGGUCAAGGACAAAAAGAGCCGAGUCUUCUUUGCCCUGAAGCAGAUGAAGAUCCUUGACGUGAUCCGACUGAAACAGGAGCAGCACGUCCACAAUGAGAAGGAGGUGCUGAGUGAGGUCAACCACCCCUUUCUCAUCCGACUGUUCUGGACUCACCAUGAUGAACGUUUCCUCUACAUGCUCAUGGACUACGUUCCAGGUGGUGAGCUAUUCAGCUAUCUACGCAGCCGUGGGCGCUUCAGCAACACCACGGGCCUUUUCUAUACCUCUGAGAUCGUAUGUGCUAUUGAGUACCUCCACUCCAAAGAAAUUGUGUAUCGAGACCUGAAGCCUGAGAACAUCUUGCUGGACAGUGAAGGACACAUCCGCCUGACUGACUUCGGCUUCGCUAAGAAGCUCUCUGACAGGACCUGGACUCUGUGCGGCACUCCUGAGUAUCUGGCUCCUGAAGUCAUCCAAAGCAAAGGACACGGCCGGGCAGUGGACUGGUGGGCCUUGGGCAUCCUCAUCUUUGAAAUGCUGGCUGGGUAUCCACCUUUCUUUGAUGACAAUCCAUUUGGAAUAUAUCAGAAGAUUCUGGCUGGAAAACUGGAAUUCCCACGCCAUCUGGAUUUCUAUGUAAAAGACCUCAUCAAGAAGUUUCUGGUCAUUGACCGAGCCAAACGGCUAGGCAACAUGAAGAAUGGAGCAGAUGACGUGAAAAAGCACCGAUGGUUCAAGACGGUUGACUGGGAUGCAGUUCCUCUGAGGAAACUCAAGCCUCCCAUAGUUCCUAAAGUUUCUCAUGAGGGCGACACCUCCAACUUUGAUGUUUACCCAGAGGAUGACUGGAAAAAAGACCCUCCAGUGCCCCAGAAAGACUUGGAGAUCUUCAAGAACUUCUGAUCACUCAGCUGUGAUUAUUUAUUGAUUGAUUGAUUUAUGUGGCGAGCUGAAAAACACACAUUGUACAUCUGUUACAGGUACUAUCCUGGAGAAAACACUUAUUUAUCAAAGUGGGACUUUCACCUUAUCUGUAAUAAUGAUCUUCCUUAAGACACCUUACAAAGGACAGAUGCUGUGACAUAUCUGUAUGAAACUACAGAAAUGGUUAGCGUUUUAUCUUUUUAUUUAUCUGACUAAAGUCAAACAUUUGCUACUUUAAUUUUAUUUUAUUUUUGUUUUUAUUCUCUGAGCCUGCUCAUAUGCAAAAAUAUCUGGUUUAUUUGAAACCAAAAGACUGUUACUUUCUGGGUAUGAAACAGAAAAAAUCAGGUCUUUUUAUAUUGCCAUGUUUUAUAGUUUCUUUCUUUUUAAAAUGUUCAUGUUUAAUGUGACUCUAGACUGGUGCUUUAACGGUCAUCUGGUCAGUAGUCAUUAAUGACUUAUUCUCUAUGUAGUCAGACACUUGGGUAGAAAAAGCGUGACAAGUAGCACUUGUAAAAAUGUGCCUUACAUCACCGUUUGAUGUCUCGCAGUUACACAAAGUUCACUUAAAAUCCUUGCUGUAUUACUCAAAGUGUCGGGGACGUGGAGCAUGUGAGGUGCUGCUGGAGGAACAGACUGCCGAAUGGCCGUCACAUCUCCUGCUAUAGCUGCCGCCAUCUAGCUCGCUUUUUUCUCUUCCUGUUGCAGCUCUGGAUUCGGUCUGUUCACAGCUGAAGGACUUUAUUACUGUAGAGCUGCUCUGCAGAGGAACUACAGGCUUUCAUGCUACACCCUGUGCCCAUUCACCUCACUCAUCAUUUUUAUUGUUGUCACAUCGUCAAAGCCAAGGAUGUAGAGUAUGAGCCUCAAUAUUUAGCGUAUCACAGUACAGUGACAGUGCAGACAGUAUAGUCAGUAUUCAUUAGUAUUUCUGCUAACUGUUGCUUAAGUCCUCAUUUAGGAUUUCACAACAAUAUCACACUUCAAAAAUGAACCUUGUUUGUAUUUUGGGCCUCACACUUCAUUGUAGCUCCUCAAACUAAACACAGUUCUGUUUCCCUACUUUCAGUCCAUUCUGCAGCUCCACUUAUGAAGUUUACUGUAUGGACAAAAGUAAAUUCAUCAAUGCUACAGUCGGCCCCCGCUGCAGGUCUGCAGGUCUUUGGACUGUGGGAGGAAUCUGUGUGUCUCUUCAGAGCCUCAGAGGCUGAGCAUUCGAUGCCUCUUUGGCAGCGCCCCCUCUGUGACCAUGGUGCUGAUUGAGGCAAAUGACAGAAGGGUUGUAUUUUAUUAUCAGCUGUCCACUGCACUGCCUUGCUGGAUGACAUCACACAGAGGGUUCAUGUAACAACAAUGCAUGACUGAUUUUUAAAGCAGCUUUGUGUCAGUUUCCCAUGUUGUAAAUACAGUGGAAUGAUUUUUUUUUCUUCAUUUGUUCUGCAAAUCUUGGUCUGAACACAGACUCAUUGGACC
Molecule: messenger RNA, 3067 nt
Organism: Archocentrus centrarchus (flier cichlid)
Lineage: Eukaryota; Metazoa; Chordata; Actinopteri; Cichliformes; Cichlidae
Gene: prkx
Product: protein kinase X-linked
Exons: 8
Coding region: 515-1573 (352 amino acids)
Biological process (GO): protein phosphorylation
Cellular component (GO): cAMP-dependent protein kinase complex; cytosol
Molecular function (GO): ATP binding; cAMP-dependent protein kinase activity
Source: RefSeq, a predicted model, not a curated record